Cyprinodon tularosa is the source of this 5200-nucleotide messenger RNA. It is a transcript of the gene fgfr4, whose product is annotated as fibroblast growth factor receptor 4. The transcript has 21 exons. Gene Ontology annotation, cellular component: signaling receptor complex. Lineage: Eukaryota; Metazoa; Chordata; Actinopteri; Cyprinodontiformes; Cyprinodontidae. Gene Ontology annotation, biological process: positive regulation of kinase activity; protein phosphorylation; cell surface receptor protein tyrosine kinase signaling pathway. The record is from RefSeq and is a predicted model, not a curated record. Gene Ontology annotation, molecular function: fibroblast growth factor binding; fibroblast growth factor receptor activity; ATP binding. The coding region runs from base 803 to 3637 and encodes 944 amino acids.
CCGGCCUCUCUCAGACCAUUGUUGUGAUUGCAGUCCGGAAAACGGCGGAGUGUUGUUGCAGGUCUGGUGCGCGGAGGACGCAGCCGUUCGCCUCUUUUUCUGCACCUUAAAGAGCUGACUGUCUAGAAAAGGCUUCAGAUCCGCGGCUCAGACGCAGAGCAUCUAUGUUGUUCCAGGAGAUCCUUAUUCAGAAGCGGAGAGCUCCCAGAAGCGCUGCGUAAAGGCGCAUUUAGGACGGUACAGUGGAACCAAAGGGACACGUUUUCUCUCCAAUUAAUCUACAAUUUUCACCAGUUUGGAUGAUAUUUUAAGAAAGUUUUUUUUUUUUCAUAUUUUUAAGUAUUCUUGCAAAACAAACGUUCUUUGAAUUCUUUAUGGAUUUGUAAGCUGCGCGACAAGCCGCGGACUUUGCCCCCGGGGAUAACAGCUCCUUCCCCCGGUCACCAGCUCCGGAGCAGCUGCUGUUCAUGGUCCUGGAGCUUUUUCCCCUCGAUUCUACCACUUUGAUUUGAUCUGGAGCCACACAACCUACUCACGGACUCCCUUUAUGGAAGGAUAGUGCAUAUUUUCAAUGAACAUUUCAAUUUUCCCAGGAGCGGAACGGGACACGGAGUGAUUUAUUCCCCCCUCUGGUGCCAGUCCUCUCUGUAGGAACAAACCGGGAGAAGAGGAUCCAGAUUUAAAGACUUUUUUUGUGGCCUCCUGAAGUUCCUGAUGCAGGAGACCAGAGCGUGAGGCCAUUUCCAUGCUUCCUUUUGUUUUUGCAUCUAAACCAUAAACAUCAACGCAUUGCAUCUAGAAGAUGGUGUGGGACUCCAUAUUCUGUGUUCUCUUGAUCUGCCUGGUGGACAGAGUUGCAGUCAGAAGUGUUCCUGGGAUGAGAACCAAAGAUCUUCGUCAGUCCAGGCCUCUGAUUGUACCAGGGUAUCCAGAAAACACCACAGCGGUAGUUGGAGGCCAAGCAAAACUCUUGUGCAAAGUCCACAGGCCACUAUCUACUAAGGUGCAAUGGCUAAAGACAGAUUCAAGCAGCUCAGGACAAACCCAAGGAGGACCAUCUCGCAUCAAGCCCCUGACAUCCCUGAAAAGUAAUGGCCCCAAGGUCAACACUCUCCAUCUGUCCAAUAUCACCAUGGGAGAUGCAGGCGAGUACAUCUGCAUGGCUGAGAGUGUCCAUGGAGGACAGACAGUUCAGGCAAUGCAAUCCGCAUGGCUGGAAGUCCUGCCUGGUAUCAUCAAUUCUAGAAAUGUAGAAAUGACUGCUGCUGACAUCCGAACAGAGGUUUCUCAAGACCAUAGCGACGACACAACAGAGCAUCUUCUUCUGGAGCCAGGAAACAUCCUGAAGCUGCGCUGUGACACGAACAUCCGACCGGGCAUGGCUGUGAAUUGGUACAAGGAAGGAGUCCGGCUUCUACCUACACCCCGCAUCCAGAUGCGUGGUGCAAUCAUGGAGAUCACAGAUGUGACAUACGAGGAUUCAGGACUGUAUGUGUGUGUUCUCUGGGGAAGCAAAAACCCUGUGAGGAACUUCACCAUCACUGUGGCAGAUAUGCUAGGCUCAGGGGACGAUGAUGAGGACAGUGGCUUGGAGGACUCCUCUGCUGAAAUUGAGAAUGACCAAGUUUACCUCUCCAGAGGUCCCUAUUGGACCCACACCCAGCGUAUGGAAAAGAAGCUUUAUGCUGUUCCUGCAGGAAACACUGUGAAGUUUCGUUGCCCUGCAAUGGGCAGUCCAAUACCAACAAUUCGCUGGCUCAAAAACGGACGUGAGUUCAGAGGAGAGCACCGCAUCGGGGGAAUUAAGCUAAGACAUCAGCACUGGAGCCUGGUGAUGGAGAGCGUUGUACCCUCAGACAGAGGGAACUACACGUGCGUGGUGGAGAACAAAUAUGGAUCCAUUACUCACAGCUAUGUUCUCGAUGUUCUGGAACGCUCCCCCCACAGGCCUAUCCUGCAAGCUGGUUUACCGGCCAACACCACAGCAGUGGUAGGCAGCGAUGUUCAGUUCCACUGCAAGGUUUACAGCGACGCUCAGCCUCAUAUUCAGUGGCUAAAGCACAUUGAAAGAAAUGGCAGUCGCUAUGGUCCUGAUGGGACUCCCUACGUUCAGGUCCUUAAGACUGGAAGUCUGAACAUGUCAGAGGUGGAGGUGCUUUACCUUUUCAAAGUUACCAUGGAGGAUGCAGGAGAAUACACUUGCUUAGCCGGUAAUUCCAUCGGCUUUGCCCACCAGUCUGCCUGGCUCACUGUGAUUUCAGAAGAAGAAGCUGAGUCAAUGGAAGCUAUGGAGACCAAGUACACUGACAUCAUCAUCUAUGCCUGUGGAUUCGUGGCUCUGAUCAUGGCCAUCAUCAUUGUGGUGCUGUGUCGGAUGCAGGUGCACCCAAGAAGAGAGCCUUUUGAUGCCCUUCCUGUACAGAAGCUCUCAAAGUUUCCUCUUCGCAGACAGUAUUCAGUGGAAUCAAACUCUUCUGGAAAGUCCAGUGCAUCUCUGAUGAGGGUGGCUCGCCUCUCGUCCGGCUGUUCCCCCAUGCUGGCUGGAGUGAUGGAGUUUGAGCUGCCCUACGAUCCAGACUGGGAGUUUCCCAGGGAAAACUUGACACUAGGAAAACCUCUAGGAGAGGGCUGCUUUGGUCAGGUGGUCAGGGCUGAAGCCUUUGGCAUCAACAAGGACUGCCCGGAUCAGGCCACCACUGUAGCGGUCAAGAUGCUCAAAGAUGAUGCCACAGACAAAGACCUUGCAGACCUUAUUUCAGAGAUGGAGCUGAUGAAAGUGAUGGACAAACACAAGAACAUCAUCAACCUACUGGGGGUCUGCACACAGGAUGGCCCCUUGUAUGUGGUGGUGGAGUAUGCCUCCAAAGGCAGUUUGAGGGAGUACCUGCGGGCCAGGCGACCUCCAGGCAUGGAUUACACCUUUGAUGUGACUAAAGUGCCUGAGGAGCAGCUCACCUUCAAAGACCUGCUUUCCUGUGCUUACCAGGUGGCCAGAGGGAUGGAGUACCUGGCCUCAAAAAGGUGCAUCCACAGAGACUUGGCAGCCAGGAACGUUCUGGUAACAGAGGACAAUGUGAUGAAGAUUGCUGACUUUGGCUUAGCCAGAGGCGUCCACCAGAUCGACUACUACAAGAAAACCACCAAUGGACGGCUGCCAGUGAAAUGGAUGGCACCGGAAGCUUUGUUUGACAGAGUUUACACUCAUCAGAGUGAUGUGUGGUCAUUUGGUGUUCUGAUGUGGGAGAUUUUCACAUUGGGGGGUUCGCCAUACCCAGGCAUUCCUGUUGAGGAGCUGUUCAAGCUGCUAAAGGAGGGACACCGCAUGGAUAAGCCCUCAAACUGUACACAUGAACUGUACAUGCUGAUGCGUGAAUGUUGGCAUGCUGUUCCCACCCAGAGACCAACGUUCAAACAGCUGGUGGAGGAGCUGGACAAAGCUUUGCUGUCCAUCUCUGACGAGUACUUGGACCUGUCCACCCCAUUUGAGCAGUACUCCCCAUCUUGUGAGGACACUUCCAGUUCCUGCUCCUCAGAUAACGACUCAGUUUUUACGCACGAUGCCUUGUCCACUGACCCCUGCCUGCUGGCCUACCAGGACGUUCGCUCUAGGAUAGACCCAAAAACAGCUCUCAGAUAGACUCCAGAACACCACACCAGAGUGGAAACUGCCUUGAGCUGCCGCCUGGUACCAAAACUGAAGGUCAACAGCUGCAUUUCUUGAGUUAAAGGUUUAAUUCUUGUUGGACUUUGUUAUUAAAGCCCUUAGAUAGAAGUAGGCAUUUAUAUUCAUACACAUGGAGCACUGAGGCUGGCAAGCUUCUUCACAGCCUGGAGGUCUAAAGAAAAACAUUUCUGCGUUCAGAAGAACAAGCAAAACUCUGGACUACCUGCUUGGAAACAGCUGCUAACGUUAAAAAGAAACAUGGCACUAAACUCAAAAGAAGAGACCCUGAAACUCAAAACUCACUAAAGUGCUUUUUCUAUCUCGCCUUUGGAGAGGCGACGGACAAAGAUCUGCAUCCACCCUCCACCCACCCAAAAACCAGGGCUUCAAAUCUUGGUUGUGAGGACAUUUUAAAGAAAAGAUCAUUAUUUUGCUAUGUUAAAAAGUUAAGAAAUUGAUUGUCAAUAUAAAUUACUCUAUAUAAUAUUUUACAUUUGUAUUACUUAUUUAAAAACAAAGGUCUUAAAUCUCAGGAUCUCACGUUAAGAAGUUGCUGCGGUGGCAGCAAAGUGCCUGAACUGAUGAUUUCCUGUGAAUAUAUUAAAAAGUUAAAUAUUUUAUGUACAUAUCUAUGACAGAAAAACAACUGCCUUGCAUAAAUUAUUCUGAAUGACGUGAAAAACGGAACAUACUGAGGUGAAAUGAUAGAAAAUGUUCCUCAAACACAAAGUGCCAAAUCAGCUGCAUAAACUUAUUUAAACUCAUUUAGAGGCUGAGAAAUAAUAAAAAGUUUAGAACAGUUACAGCUGGGUAUGUUUGAAGAAUUUGCUGGAAUGAAACCCUUCAUUUUGAUUUUAUUUCACCUCCAUCGCAAAGAUAAAGGAAACAACUAAAGAAGCGGUUUGGUCUUUUUGCAGAACCUUAUAAUCAGCUAAUGCAUCACCUGUAGAUAAAUGACACACCUUUGAUCUUUAUCAAUAAUCCAAAUCAGUUAAAGGUACGUGCUAAAACAAGAAAAGCACAUAUUAAAAAGCCUUUCACACAUAUAUGGAGAAAUGGAUAGAUCAAAAUGAUGAAGGUUUGAGGUGCUGCUCCAUUUUGGAUCAUCCUGAAUGAAUCGAAAGAUCAGUAAUAAUGUGCUUUACUGCCUUUAAUCCUGUGUAAUAACAUUAGAAGUAACAUGGCAUGUUGAAAAACCGUAGGGGAGCAGGAGAAGGGGAAAAUACAUCUGGAGAUCACGGGGGACACCCACCCUACUGGGAGAAUAAGGGACACAUUUAAAAAGAAAGGAGUCUCUACUUUGCUGCGGUCACCCCAGCAUAAAGAGGAAAAACUAAGUAAAUGCUUAACAGCAAAGUAGCAGCAGUGCAUGUAGCCUGCCAGCGAAGCAAAGUUUGCUCCAUAGCAAUCCUACAGAUUCAUGGCAGGGGGAAAAUAUGUUGGGGACUUUUUUGCUCCACUCAGGCGGGUUGAUAUUGGUAAUAACAUGGGAACAUCUAAAGGAUUUUGUUAGUCACUACCCCCCAAAAAAAAAAA